CUAUGUCUCAUUAAGAGAGAAAGAAAAUGAAACGUUGUGCUCGAGUAAAAAAUAUUGUAAAUAAACAAAUCGAAAAAUACAUCAACUUAAACGAUGUCCGGUGAAGAACAACCAUCCAGUUAUCAUCACCAUCAGCGUUACAAACUUUGUACCAAUCGUCCAAAGUAUCGAGCGAGCAGGCGUUUAACAGCUGUCAAGGUGUACACCGUUGCCAAUGAGUCCAGACAUCUGCUAGUUUUUGGUGUACCAAAAAUAAAUUUAAAGAAUGAAGUCAGACGGGAGUUCCAAAAGUUUGGUACUGUAGAAAGUGCGGAUAAUGUAACCGAAGAACUGUUGAAGAAAGGAAUAGAUAUCGAAAAGUUCACCGAUUGUUUUAAGGUGACAUUCGAAAAAAUCGAAAAUGCCCGCCGAAGCAAGAAAUUUACGGACGAUAAGAAUUUCUAUGGAGGAAUUCUACACGUUUCUUAUGCACCAGAGUACGAGAGCAUUGAUGAUAUUCGAAAAAAGUUCAAGCAACGGCAGGAGGAAGUGAAAUUUAGAAUGAAAAUAAAUAAAAAAUCAGGGGAAAAGUCAUAAGAACAGGCUGAUGAAUCGAUUAAAUAUACAAAUUUGCAUUGUUUAUAAGAAAACGAGAUGUUUCAUUCAUGAAA
This is a messenger RNA of Bradysia coprophila, 650 nucleotides long. RefSeq names its product RNA-binding protein 48. The record is from RefSeq and is a predicted model, not a curated record. Lineage: Eukaryota; Metazoa; Arthropoda; Insecta; Diptera; Sciaridae. Gene Ontology annotation, molecular function: nucleic acid binding. Gene Ontology annotation, cellular component: nucleoplasm.